Messenger RNA from Sphenostylis stenocarpa, 1320 nucleotides. The record is from the annotation of a GenBank genome assembly. NCBI's taxonomy places the organism in Eukaryota, Viridiplantae, Streptophyta, Magnoliopsida, Fabales, Fabaceae.
AUGUCCUUCCUGUGUUUCUGUCCUCUUGUUGAGUGUGUGUACUGUCUGGCUUGUGCUCGUUGGGCUUGGAAAAGAUGUCUUCAUACUGCUGGCCAUGACAGUGAGAAUUGGGGCUUUGCCACGGCAGAAGAAUUCGAGCCAAUACCACGCCUUUGUCGCUAUAUUUUAGCUGUGUAUGAAGAUGAUCUUCGCCAACCCCUUUGGGCACCUCCUGGUGGCUAUGGAAUUAGCCCUGAUUGUUUACUUCUCAAAAAGACAUAUGAAGAUACCUGUGGUAGGGCGCCGCCCUAUAUUGUGUAUCUUGAUCACGAGCAUAAUGAUAUAGUUCUUGCCAUCAGGGGUCUAAAUUUGGCAAAGGAGAGUGAUUAUGCGGUUCUGUUGGACAAUGGAUUGGGGAAGAGAAAGUUUGAUGGGGGUUAUGUUCACAAUGGAUUGUUGAAAGCUGCUGGUUGGGUUUUGGAUGCAGAAUGUGAAGUUUUGAAGGAUUUGGUGGAAAAGCAUCCAAACUACACUCUGACUUUUGUUGGACAUUCCCUUGGAUCUGGUGUAGCAGCUAUGCUGACAAUGGUGGUAGUGCAGAAUCGACAUAGACUUGGAAAUAUUGAUAGGAAGAGGGUCAGGUGUUAUGCCAUUGCACCUGCUAGGUGCAUGUCACUGAAUUUGGCAGUCAGAUAUGCAGAUGUCAUCAACUCCGUUGUGCUCCAGGAUGACUUCUUACCAAGGACAGCCACUCCAUUGGAAGAUAUAUUCAAGUCUCUUUUCUGUUUGCCAUGCCUAUUGUGCUUGAGGUGCAUGAGGGAUACAUGUAUUCCAGAGGAGAAGAUGCUCAAGGAUCCAAGGAGACUCUAUGCACCUGGUCGCCUUUAUCACAUUGUUGAGAGGAAGCCUUUUAGAAUGGGAAGGUUUCCCCCUGUUGUUAGGACAGCAGUGCCUGUAGAUGGAAGGUUUGAGCAUAUAGUCCUUUCAUGUAAUGCCACAUCUGAUCAUGCCAUCGUUUGGAUAGAGAAAGAAGCCCAAAGGGCUCUGGAUUUGAUGCUGGAGAAAGAUAAACCAAUGGAAGCCCCUGCCAAGCAAAAGAUGGAGCGUCAGGAAACCCUAACAAGACACAAGGAUGAGUAUAAAGCAGCAUUGCAGAGGGCGAAAACAUUAGAUGUUCCACAUGCUUAUACACCACCAUCAGAGUAUGGGACUUUUGAUGAGGGAGAUGAGGGCUCAACAAAAUCUCUGGGUGAGUCUUCUAAUAAAAGUUCAGUGGAUGAAAGCUGGGAUGCAUUGAUUGAGCGUCAUUGUGACAAGGAUGAACAUGGCCACAAAGAAUGA